CUUCCUCGUUCAGCCGCCGUCGAGCUCGCGAUCUCCCUCCGCUUCCGUGCUCGAUCGCCUCCCGUCGGCGGCCGGUGACCGGAGACAGCCGCGAAGAACGAUGAGCGGCGAGGACGGCGGCGCGUGGCGAAUCGUCCACGUCCCCGGUCGGCCGCCGGUGCCGCCUGAUCAGCAGCUCACAGUGAACGUGGUCGCCGCUCAGAUUGAGCAGCCGAAGCUCACGAACACAAUCAUCAGGCGUUUGAGUCAAAUUGCGCCGUUGGAGGACCUCCACCACGUGAAGCGGGUGAAGAAGAAGUGUAUCGAAGGAGGACAAAUUCAGCUAUCAGUAAUCUUAUGCCUGGCUCCCGAAAAUGGUGAUUUUGAUGGAAUUCCAUGUGACGUGAAGGAUGUAAUUAAUUCUUAUCAGUUGAGUCCUUUUGUGGCAAAAGUCUGUAAAUAUGCUGCAUCGUCAAAGGAAGAGUGGGUAGAACAGUGCAAGCUAUGGCCCACCUCAUACCAUCCACCAACCUACAAUAUCAGUGGCAUAACUGGGUUUAGUGAAGAAGACUCACAAUCGGUUGUAAGUUUUAUGAAGUAUGCUCUGGAAUUGGCAAAAUCUCAUGGUAAUGUGGUUGUCAAUGCUGCAGCAAUUGUAGAUCCUCUAUCUAACCAAGUGAUUGCAAGGGCACGUGAUGAAGUCUGCUCUUGGCAAACUCCAAAAACAGAAGCCAGUGCUGAAUGUGGUUCCUCAGGUGGACCAAGGCAAGUCGAGACAUCCAUUUCUUGUCUACAUCCACAGUGGUGGGUAAAUGAACAGACUGGCAGGAGCUCUUCAUUUUGUCACCCAUUGCGACAUGCUGCGAUAGUGGCAAUUGAAUCAUCUGCUGCCAGGGACAGACGCUUAUUCCCUGAUGUGAGAUACAAAGAUGAAUCUACCAUAGAGGAGUGUGUUCUAUCUCCUGCAAACUCUCAAGCAAAAAGACAGAAAACUGAUGCCAAUGACGUCGACAAUGAUGACAAAAAUGAUACUGCUUAUGGAAAUGGUGAUCUCUCUAGUAGACCAUAUUUAUGCACUGGCAAUGACAUCUACCUUGUUUGGGAGCCAUGUACAAUGUGUGCGAUGGCACUUGUGCAUCAGAGAAUCAGGCGUGUGUUUUACGCUUGUCCAAAUCCAAGUGCGGGAGCAUUGGGCAGCGUUCACCGCCUACAGGGGGAAAAAAGCUUGAAUCAUCACUAUGCAGUGUUCAGGGUUGUGGUGCCACAGGAUGUCCUUGACAAAGUCGAAUUGUCGAUGAUAUCUGGGAGCUGAGAAUGAGAAAGUCGAGUUGAGGAUGCCUCAAAUUUUGCAGGAAGAAUAUGAGCAAGGAACUACAGAGAUGGUAUUGCGAUUGAAUAAGCAUCUGAAAGACUUGCUGGAUGGCUUUGGAGACUACGAGCGACGACUUGCGAGGAUAGCAUGUUGCUCAGCCCCAUUAUCAUGUAUGUUAUGGCCUCUUGACCCUUUCUUGAGAUGUCUUGUUGAGUUGCUGAAUUGCCCACUAGCUUGAAAUUGGGCUUUAGGCUCGGGCAACAACUUCGAAAGACCCGGUCUGUAACCUAUUCUUCAAGCACAAGUUUUAAGCAAAGCCAAAGAAACUUCCGUCGGGAAAAA
This is a messenger RNA of Eucalyptus grandis, 1633 nucleotides long. RefSeq names its product tRNA-specific adenosine deaminase TAD3. Gene Ontology annotation, biological process: tRNA wobble adenosine to inosine editing. NCBI's taxonomy places the organism in Eukaryota, Viridiplantae, Streptophyta, Magnoliopsida, Myrtales, Myrtaceae. Gene Ontology annotation, cellular component: nucleus; cytoplasm. The transcript is spliced from 11 exons. The record is from RefSeq and is a predicted model, not a curated record. Gene Ontology annotation, molecular function: tRNA-specific adenosine-34 deaminase activity. The coding region runs from base 101 to 1291 and encodes 396 amino acids.